UUUGUUCAAUCAGAAAAGGCGAAUCUUCUUGGUCAAUCUUUACUUGUUUUUGUUCACUGUAAUCAGCUUUAUUAUUAUAAUUAUUAGGUAAGUAAUUACAUUUUUUCAAUAUUUGAUGUGUUAAUUAGUGCGAAUUGUUCGAGGAAUCAAGUAAAACCAAAAAUUUUUUUAUUUGAAAGAACAGAUUAUAAUGGACAGAGUUAAUUAUCGAAGACUUCACGAUGAAUUGGUUGGUGUUCAAUCAGAUGCAUUCAAACAUUACUUUGAGCAAACUUCAAAAAUUGGAUGUAAUCUAUACCGGUGCUCAAUGUCUAUUUGUUAUGGUGACCAAACUUUUGAAGCAGUUGGAUUUGGAACCGUUUUUAUCAUUGCAAUGGAAGAAGCUUCUUCGUCGUUAAUUGAUAAAUUACAAGCUCAAAACUUGCUGGGGAGAAAUUUAGUCAAUCAUCAUCAACAACAACUUGAGGAAGAAAAGAAGAAAAAUUAUGAGUUGAAUGGGCAGUUGAUGGAAGCCCGAGAAAGGAUCGAGACUCUAGAGCAAAAAGUGACAGAGCUUGAAAAAUGUGAAAAAGCUAUACUAGAUGAUGUAUUGACAGCCAUGUCAGGAAGUAAUCCCUUGUUGGUCAAUGGUUUGCUGAUCCAGGAAAAUGGACAAUCUAGACGAGAAAAGAUCAUUAAAGAGCUGAAAAGAUUCUCUAAAAGUUCCCAAGAAGAGAAGUUGCUUCUUCAACAGGUAUACAGUGAAAAAGAAAAGUUGAUCAAUACUAAAGAGAAUGAGAUAAAACUUCUAAAAGCUGAUUUAGCCAAAGGUAAUGAAAUCAUCAAAAAGCUCCACGAACAACUGAAGAGUGCCAGUUAUAAAGUGAGCAUCCUUGGUGAAGUAGCUACUAAACAGGAUGAAGUUGUUGAGUCGAAAGAUGCGAAAAUAAAAAAAAUGGAGAGUGAUUUGAAGAUUUGUAUUGAGAAAUUGAGGAAGAGAGAAAGCGAGAUUGAUAGUUUGAAAGAUGAAGUGAAGGUUCUACGUUCCCGAUAUGAAUCGAGCAAAGAGCAAAUAAAAACAAAUGAAAAUGUGAUUACCUGGUUGAAUAAACAGUUAGCUGAUUUGCGGGUAGAAGACGGUAAAGCAAAAGCAGACGAAAAUGGUACUCGGCGCCGUACAUUUGGUACAGUAAAUCCAGUUAAAGAAUCAACAACUACCAAAGGCAAAGUGAUUAUCCCAGAGCUGCCCAGAAUCAACUUGGUGAGUCAAAUUGAAUCGGAAAAUUUAAAUACUCACAAACCGAGUACCUCAAGAUACAAGCCAAUCUAACAGUUUCUUCAGCAAACUAAAUUGUGCUAACCUAAGUCAAUACAUAAUGCAGCACUGGGCUGCGCGCUGUGGUUCUCCCCAGUAAUCAAUUAUCAAACUGGUUACUCCGAUUCUCUGGAACACGAAUUAUCCAGGAAAAAUAUUGAUCAAAUCUCUGGAAUUCGCUCCGUGAUGCUGUUACCAAAAGUUGUGUUGUCUUUUAUUACAGUCGACAUCCAGCAAAAAAGCAUUUACGGAUAUACAUUAAUUCAUGUCAAUUAAUCAAUAUACAUUACUACGAAAUAAAGGAAAUAAAGUAUUUGGAAUGAA
Messenger RNA from Tetranychus urticae (two-spotted spider mite), 1618 nucleotides. RefSeq lists its product as uncharacterized. Gene Ontology annotation, biological process: centriole replication. Lineage: Eukaryota; Metazoa; Arthropoda; Arachnida; Trombidiformes; Tetranychidae. The record is from RefSeq and is a predicted model, not a curated record. Gene Ontology annotation, cellular component: centrosome; centriole.